Messenger RNA from Passer montanus (Eurasian tree sparrow), 1023 nucleotides. RefSeq names its product peptidyl-tRNA hydrolase 1 homolog (gene PTRH1). Gene Ontology annotation, molecular function: peptidyl-tRNA hydrolase activity. NCBI's taxonomy places the organism in Eukaryota, Metazoa, Chordata, Aves, Passeriformes, Passeridae. The coding region runs from base 283 to 783 and encodes 166 amino acids. The record is from RefSeq and is a predicted model, not a curated record. The transcript has 5 exons.
ACGGGGGAAUCGGGGGAACGGGGCUGUGAGCAGAACAGGGUGGACCAGGACUGUGAGCCGAGCAGGCGGAGCAGGGCGGUGAGGGCAGUGCCGGUGGGGAUCAGGUCAUGGGCGAGCACCGGCACGGUCAGGGCUGUGAGGGAGGCACCGAGGGAAGAGGGACUGAAGGGAAUGCUGUGGGGAUUGAGGCUGUGAGGACCCAGCCAGCUGCGGGGAGCAUGGAGGGAGCAGGUGGCCGGCCUGGGCAACUAUGGGCUGCGAGGCACACGGCACAGUGUGGGCAUGGAGGUGCUGGACCAGCUGGCCCGGCAGCUGGCGGUGGCCGAGGGCUGGCGAGUGGACAAGCGGUGCUGUGCUGAUGUGGCCCUGGCCACAGCCCACGGCCUGGAGCUGCUGCUGCUGAAGCCACGGAGGUUCAUGAACCUCAAUGGUCUCAGCGUUGCCAGUGCUGCUGAGAUCUAUAGCCUUGGCCCUCAAGACAUUUACCUGGUUCACGACGACCUGGACAAGGCCCUGGGCAAGGUGGCCAUCAAGCUGGGAGGCAGUGCAAGGGGACACAACGGGGUCCAGUCCUGCAUCAGUGCUCUGCAGUCCAACGAGAUGACCCGGCUCAGGAUCGGCAUUGGGCGGCCAGAGGGUGAUGUGACAGUGCCCGACUAUGUCCUGUCCCCGUUCAGUGCUGGGGAGCGGGAGAAGCUGGAGCAGAUCCUGGCCCAGGCAGUGACCUGCCUGCUGGAGAACAUCCAGAGCCGAGCACCUACAGAGCCAGGGGACAGGGGCUGACACAAACCCACGGGGACCCUGGUGGCUGAUGGACAGGGUGCUGCAGGCACUCCGGAGUGACCGUGGUGCGGAGCAGAGCUGGCCCAGCAGUGUGCUUGGGAGCUGGGGCAGCCUCCUUCCAUCCCCACACCAAUCCAGGCAGCUCGUGUCCCGCUUGAAUCCCUGCAGGGGCUCCAUUCCGUGCCAAACUGCCAACCUCAGUUUGGCACAGAAAUUAAAUAAACCCUCACCCUAACUCUG